This is a messenger RNA of Fonsecaea nubica, 1026 nucleotides long. RefSeq lists its product as hypothetical. Bases 1 to 1026 code for a protein of 341 amino acids. The record is from RefSeq and is a predicted model, not a curated record. The transcript has a single exon. Lineage: Eukaryota; Fungi; Ascomycota; Eurotiomycetes; Chaetothyriales; Herpotrichiellaceae.
AUGACAGAUCCACAAGAUCAUGCCUUGAUUCCGGAGGACGACUACGACGAAGAGGCUGAUAGUGACUUUGAAGUCGAUGGCUCCGGUCCUGAAGAUCCUACCUCUUCAUCUGACGAUGAAGGCCGAGAUGCCAGCGACGCACUCCAACGACCCCGAAAACGGCAGAAAAUCGACCCGCAGCAAGGCCAACAAGUGCUGAUCACAGAGCUCGAUUCGGGAGAUGAAGCCACUGUACACGAACAUAAGAAGAGUCGAAGGAAAGGCAAGAGAGAUCAAGAUGGUGUCCUGGAGCAGAGCGGAGAUGAAGCAGAAGGAUGGCGAGCGCGUACCCGUGGUAUGCGAACCAAGGAAAAGGAAGAAAGAAGAAGGAACAAACUCGCAUCAAGCAAGGGGAGCACCAUCGAUGUGAACAAAAUAUGGGAGGAGAUGAACCGACCAGGUCCACUUCUUCCUCCUCGCGCGGAAGGUAGCGUUGUUGACCAGAUGACACCAACAAAACAAGAUGGAAAGCCACCAGAUGCCGGGUUCGUGAGUAAGGAUACUGACAAAGAAAAUGUGCCUAUCGUCGACGGUGAAGAGACCAUAACGAUUAAGCGGAUAUACAGAUUCGCAGGUGAGGUGCAUGUUGAGGAGAAGAAGGUUCUCAAGUCGUCGGCAGAAGCCCGACUGUGGCUGUCUCAGCAAGAAUCCUCAAAGGCUGCAAACCCCACAACUGAUGGCAAAGUCGUGAAUCGACCGUUGCGCAAAAUCUCCCGCUUUGACCCUAAUGUCAACAAUCCAGACGCCUUCAAAGGCUCUUGGACAUCCAGCACGGCGCAAGAAGUCCAUCUCAAAGGUCCCAAGCUUAAUGUCGUCGAGAAAAGUAAGAUGGAUUGGGCUGAACAUGUUGAUACGGAGGGCCUACAGGAGGAGCUGAAAACACAUGCAAAGGCCAAAGACGGCUAUCUGACAAGAAUGGACUUCCUGCAGCAAGUUGCAGAGCGCCAGGAAGCCGAAGCCAAAGUGGCAAGGAUCAAAGGUCGUUAA